UCGCCGGGGACUUUCCCAGGGGUAGGGCGGCCCUGCCCCCAACACUUCCUCGUCCGCAGCGCGGUCCCCCUACCCGGCCCGGGAACCCGCAGAGUGCUGAAGGGCCGGACAGUGGCCGCGGCCGAUAACCCGUCCCUGCAUCCGUGGCUGGACGCAGAGGGGGAGGGCGGUGUGUCCCUGGGCCCCCAACCUCAGCCCCGUGGGCGCCACGGCAGGGCUUGAGCCACCCUCAUGGAAGGGAGAGGACCAUACCGGAUCUACGACCCCGGGGGCGGCCUGCCUCUGGGAGAGGCUUCCGCAACUUUUGAGCGCCUAGUGGAGGAGAAUUCCCGCCUGAAGGAAAAAAUGCAAGGGAUAAAGAUGUUAGGGGAGCUUUUGGAAGAGUCCCAGAUGGAAGCAUCCAGACUGCGGCAGAAGGCAGAGGAGCUGAUCAAGGACAGCGAGCUGCUCCCAACGCCGUCUCCCUCGCUGGCUUCCUAUGACCACCUGGCUGAGCUCGCAAGAAAGGAUGCAGGUGGUCCAGCACCGCCCGCUGACCCUGCACACCCCAGCGACAAACCUGAGCCGGUCCAAAAACCUCCAUCCAGCGGCACCUCCUCCGAAUUUGAAGUGGUCCCCGCCGAUGACCAGACUUCUCCCCCAGCAAGCGGCGGCCACGCCAGAAACACAAAGGUGUUGGGUCCCCUGCCUCACGAGGACAGCAACCUGAUGCUGCAUUUGCAGCGCCUGGAGAGCACACUGAGCGUGUGUGCCGAGGAGCCGGACCACAGCCAGCUCUUCACGCACCUGGGCCGCAUGGCCCUAGAGUUCAACCGGCUGGCCUCCAAGGUGCACAAGAAUGAGCAGCGCACCUCCAUCCUGCAGACCCUGUGUGAGCAGCUUCGGAAGGAGAACGAGGCCCUGAAGGCCAAGCUGGACAAGGGCCUGGAACAGCGGGAUCAGGCUGCUGAGAGGCUGCGGGAGGAAAACCUGGAGCUCAAGAAGUUGUUGAUGAGCUGCGGCAAAGAGGACACCUGUGGGCAGCCAGGCUCACCAAAGACGGAAGGCGUAGGCAAGAAGGGGGUGGCCGGACACCAGCAGGCUUGUGCGGCAGCAGGGAAGAGCCCAGAGGUGGGGGCCUUGGGUGCAGCUGAGAAGAAGGUAAAGAUGUUGGAGCAGCAGCGCACUGAGUUGCUCGAAGUGAACAAGCAGUGGGACCAGCAUUUCCGGUCUAUGAAGCAGCAGUACGAGCAGAAGAUCACUGAGCUGCGCCAGAAGCUGGCGGACCUCCAGAAGCAGGUGACUGACCUGGAGGCCGAGCGAGAACAGAAGCAGCGUGACUUUGACCGAAAGCUCCUCCUGGCCAAGUCUAAGAUCGAAAUGGAGGAGACUGACAAGGAGCAGCUGACAGCAGAGGCCAAGGAGCUGCGCCAGAAGGUCAAGCACCUGCAGGAUCAGCUGAGCCCGCUCACACGGCAGCGGGAAUACCAGGAAAAGGAGAUCCAGAGGCUCAACAAGGCCCUGGAGGAAGCCCUGAGCAUCCAGGCCUCCCCUUCCUCUCCGCCAGCAGCAUUUGGGGGCCCAGAAGGAGCUGGCGGCCUCCUACGGAAACAGGAGCUGGUCACGCAGAACGAAUUGCUGAAACAGCAGGUGAAGAUCUUUGAGGAGGACUUCCAGAGGGAGCGCAGCGAUCGAGAACGCAUGAAUGAGGAGAAGGAAGAGCUGAAGAAGCAGGUGGAGAGACUACAGGCCCAGGUCACCUUGUCCAAUGCCCAGCUAAAAGCAUUCAAAGAUGAGGAGAAGACAAAAGAAGCCCUCAAACAGCAGAAGAGGAAAGCAAAGGCCUCGGCGGAGCACUACCACAUGGAGCCCCACCCAGAGCACCUGUGCGGGGCCUACCCCUACGCCUAUGCGCCCAUGCCAGCCAUGGUGCCUCACCAUGGCUAUGAGGACUGGUCCCAGAUCCGCUACCCCCCGCCCCCCAUGGCCAUGGAGCACCAACCCCCACUCCCAAACUCACGCCUCUUCCACUUGCCAGAAUACACCUGGCGGCCGCCCUGCGGCGGGAUGCGCAACCAGAGCUCCCAAGUGAUGGACCCACCCCCAGCCAGGCCUGUAGAGCCAGAGUCUACGAAAAAUGACCGUGAGGGGCCUCAGUGAGACCAGAUUCUGUCACUUGACUCCACCCCGUCUUGCAGGAUCUCCUGAUCUCAGAUGCUGAAAAACUGGAGGCCGUGUUCCCUGUGUGGCCAGAGCCUUCACUGGAUGGGAGGCUGAGGGGCUCCUGGGUUGUGCCCCAGACCAGCCUAAGCCGUUUCCAGACUAGAGAGGCUCCACACAGAAGGCUUCCAUUUGGCCCAUCCUUUGGAGCCACGAGGAGAUACUCACCGCCUAGCAUGGACCAAGUGGAGAGAGGCCUCAUCCGACUUUGACCUGCCAUGCUCUGUGGAAUCACUGGGGGACUUCAGUCUGAAGAGUGGGGUACAGCUGAGACCCUUCCCUUUCAAAACUUCCCCGGAAGUGGUCCCAGCCCCUCUGUGGAACAUGUUCAAUUCACAUGUGUGUUGAAUUUUUGCUUCAAGCCCUGUAGUAGCAGGACCUGCCCCAUGCCCAAGCCUCCCCCCCACCCCCGAGGAGCUCCAAGAAGAACGAGUUUGCUCUCAGAAGCAGAAGACAAAUGUUCUGUCACAGGGCCCUCCACUUCCACCCACAGCAGCCUUGCCAGCACCGUGGCAGCCUGGGAUGAAGGCCACGCCAGCCACCCAUGCCGAGGGGCCCACCAUGAGGAUGGCAGACCCUCGGCCCUACAUUGAAGGCUUGGGGUGCCAGAGGACCAGAUCAAGGUGGCUGGCUGUCCCUGGCCAGCUGUUUGCACGAAUCUUGGACAUAAAUCCAAGUUGAAGAUCA
Molecule: messenger RNA, 2886 nt
Organism: Mustela lutreola (European mink)
Lineage: Eukaryota; Metazoa; Chordata; Mammalia; Carnivora; Mustelidae
Gene: TNIP1
Product: TNFAIP3 interacting protein 1
Exons: 18
Coding region: 232-2139 (635 amino acids)
Biological process (GO): regulation of transcription by RNA polymerase II; cellular response to lipopolysaccharide; negative regulation of canonical NF-kappaB signal transduction
Source: RefSeq, a predicted model, not a curated record